This is a messenger RNA of Osmia lignaria (orchard mason bee), 11064 nucleotides long. RefSeq names its product guanine nucleotide exchange factor still life (gene sif). The record is from RefSeq and is a predicted model, not a curated record. Gene Ontology annotation, molecular function: guanyl-nucleotide exchange factor activity; protein binding. NCBI's taxonomy places the organism in Eukaryota, Metazoa, Arthropoda, Insecta, Hymenoptera, Megachilidae. Gene Ontology annotation, biological process: small GTPase-mediated signal transduction; activation of GTPase activity.
AGGAAGAGGAGGAGGAAGAAGAAGAAGAGGAAGAGGAAGAGGAAGAAGAAGUGAAACGCGAUACAAGAUCGUAAGGACAAUAGAAUGGGUAAUAAGUUAUCUUGCAGUUGUGCUCCUCUUAUCAAAAAAGCGUAUCGUUACGAAGAUUCUCCAUGGCAAGCUGGGGCUAAGGGCGUAAUGGGCGGCAGCGGAGGUCGCAGGGGUGACACUGGCCACUUGCUCAGGCUGUGGGCGGAAGUGUUCCAUGUGAGUGCGAGCGGUGCAGGAACCGUCAAGUGGCAGCAGGUCUCUGAAGAUUUAGUUCCUGUAAAUAUCACCUGCAUCCAAGAUUCGCCGGAAUGCAUUUUCCAUAUUACCGCGUACAACAGUCAGGUGGACAAAAUUUUAGACGUGCGAUUGGUUCAACCAGGAACACGUAUCGGCCAAGCAUCCGAGUGUUUUGUUUACUGGAAAGACACAAUGACUAACGAUACCUGGGGGUUGAAUUUCACUUCUCCGAUAGAUGCCAAACAAUUCAGAGAGUGUUGCUCACCGUCGUUCAAGAUUUCAAGGAAAGCGUCCUCUUCUUACUCGUUGAAGCUCGAACCACCAAACAAACAGAAGAUUAAAACACGGAGGAAGCCUCUAUCGACGCCAGCCUCACCGAGCAGAUCCAGGGAGCCUCAGUGUACUUGUAUGACCCCGGAACAAUUUGCCAGACUGCGAAAUCAAGAAGCUCGAUACCGAAGUUUCAUCGGUACUUCGACUCUUCCAAGAACUAUGGCGCGAUCCACAGAGAUGGAGAUGACCCCGGCUCGCGAGAAGAUCACCGCGGCAACGUCGAGCGCCUCUCUUUACGACAAUGUGAAUAAUGCAAAUGCGACACCAGGGAAAACGGGAAAGGUUAACGAAACGACGAAACAACAAAAAGACAAGCAAAACGAAACGUGUCAGACUACGGGAAAAACGGCAAAUGUUGGCAUCGAAACGGUCACCGUUGGAUCACAGAUCGAUAGUCCGGAGGAGAAAGGCGUGUCGUCGAUGUCGUCGAUCUCGCCGAAAAAGUCUCAGAAACAAAGCCAAGAUACGUCGACUCAACAAAAUGGUAGCGAAAUGUUGAAAUCAGAAGGUACCCAAGCCGGUGGUACGUUACAAAACAAGUCGUUACGGAAGGAGCAAUUACAUCAUACGAAAUCAGCCGAUUAUACAGAUCUGGAGAUGCAAAAUGGUAACAUUUUCAAUAUAGUGAACAAUAAUCAGAGUGCAAAGAAAUCGAAAAGCAAAAGCACGGACGACAUGAGGAUCGAGAACGCGCAAAACGGUGGAAUCAGUUUAGAUUCAAACACUUUAAAAAGAAUGCUGAAACCUAUGUCGAGCAUCGACAGUCCCGUUACAUCGCCCGAGAUGACCAGAAAGAGGCAUAGUCACCACAGUUAUCAUUAUCAUCCGAGCAAUAACAAUCAGAAGUACAUGAUGCAAGAGACUGAUAACGAAAACUACGCGCAUCCGUAUCGAGCUCCGCCGUAUACCAACAAAUUCCAGGUUUCUAGGAGCGUGCACGACAUGGGACGUCAAAAUGCUGGCGGCAGGGGCAGGACCUAUUUAGAUUCGGAACGUAAUCGGUGCACGGGUGACAUGUCGCCGCCGUCGGAUAAUGUGAUUUUCGAUAAUCAGUGUUACGCCACUACGCCAAGUUCGUCGAAUGGUAAUUCGGACAUGGAACAACCGACUCACUGCAAUUCGCGUCGUUGUAACGCUGGCCAGACAUAUCAACAACAAGGCAUGCAAUCGGUUUCAACGCCUGGCAGUCCUACCAGUAGACUUCUUCUUGAAUACGAGAUGCAUCUAAGAAACACGUUGGCUCAGGGUAUGGACGCCGAGAGUUACAGUUUGCGUACCUUUGAAGCAUUACUCACGCAAAGUAUGGAAAAUCUGGAAUUCGCAGAGAAUAUACCGUUAAACGUUCAACGCACACCUCAUGUUUCGCGAAGGCGCUCUGUUUCCAAUAAAUCGUCCACUUUACCGUUGUCCUAUCGCUAUUGCAACGAAAGGCAAAACAGUAAAGACAGUAGAGAUGGUUAUUACAGCGAUCGGAACGAAAUAAUACGAGAAAGAAGGGAGAGAGAUAGAGACAGGGACAGGGACAGGGAUAGGGAUAGGGAUAGAGACAGAGACAGAGACAGAGACAGAGACCGGGACAGAGAUAGAGACAGAGAAAGAGAAAGAGACAUCGAUCGAGAUCGUGGAUAUCUCAGUGAUUAUAAUUCCAGAUGCGCAAGCUGUAUCGGAGAAUCGGCACGCGCCCAGUGGUUUCGACAUUCCGAUGGAUGGCAGUCGGGUAGUUCGACUCUCGGUUCUGGUGCUUCCAGUUCAAUGAAUCCCAGUUACUCUGGACAUAAACGUGAAUCUCCGUGGGAUUCUUUGCCAUCGUUGAGACACGAAGGCAGCCUAAACGAUAGCGGAUACAAAUCCAACCGAACCGAUUCUCUGGAACAAAGGGGCACUUUCGAUAGACAAGACAGCGUGAGAUCGGAUUACAUGUCCGAUAGAGAUGGUGGUAGAUACGGAAUCGUUCAACAAGCUUCUCUGGAGAGUACAGACUCGAGACUAUGCUACUUGACGUCUUCGGAGAUGUCGGACGACGACAGAAUGUCGCUAACUACCGCUGUCAGUGACGAUGACGACGGUGAGAGUGUGAUAAACUCACCCUACCGGGGAAAGCAGACUGGCACGGCUGCAGCUUCGUUUAAUUGCACAGGGGCAGUUCGAAAGGCUGGAUUUCUGAGCGUGAAGAAAUGGCUACUGAGGAAGAAGCAGCAGAUCGAAUUAGCCAGGAAAAGAGGCUGGAAAGGUUAUUGGGUUUGUUUAAAGGGGACUACGCUUCUCUUCUAUCCGUGCGACUCGCAAGAAAGCAGAGCCAUGGAAGCGGCGCCAAAGCAUUUGAUUAUAGUGGACGGCGCGAUAAUGCAACCGAUCCCGGAACAUCCGAAAAGAGAUUACAUAUUUUGCUUGAGUACAGCGUUCGGCGAUGCAUACUUGUUUCAAGCACCGUGUCAGGUGGAACUGGAAAAUUGGGUGAAUAGCAUACACUCGGCGUGCGCUGCUGCGUUCGCGCGUCACCGUGGUAAAACUGGAACUCUUCAUUUGCUGCAAGAAGAGAUAUUUCGGCUGGAAAAGGCAAUCGAAUCGGAUCACAAGCUAAAGCACAUGGCGGAUCUUCAGCAGUCCGUUGUGUCCGAUGUGGAGACGAAGCAACAAAUUACCAAUCAGAUUGUGAAAUGGGAAGAAAAUUUAGAGCGAUUACACUGCGAGCAAUUUCGACUGAGAUGCUACAUGGCUAGUCUUCAAAGCGGCGAAUUACCUAAUCCGAAAAGUUUAUUAACGCACGUAUCUCGUGCCACCAAGCAAACGCUGAACAAACUAGGAGUCUUUACGGUUUCCUCCUUCCACGCUUUCAUAUGCGCUCGCAGUCCCUCGUUACUGAAUAAUUUACUGGCCGGACGUGGAGCUACCAAAAGAAGACCCCCGUUGCUAUCGAGAUCGAAUAGUGGAUCCAGCAGAAGAUCCCUUCAAAUUUCCUCCAGAGACGAUGAGAAGACUGUAAAAGUAUGCGUACCGGAAAAUCAGUUGGUCUCUGUAUUUUUGCGGGACGCUAUGACGGUUGAGGAAUUCCUUGCAAGCGCUUGCAAUCGAAAAAAUCUCAACCCGAUGGAACAUUUUGUUCGCGUGAAAAAACGACGAGACAUGGAAGAUCACAACUAUUUCGUACCUCAUAGAACCGACUUGAUUGACACCUACUUGCAUACGCACGAAAUCGUUGAAGUUUGCGCAAAAAUCUUGUACCAAGUAGAAUUACAAAGGAACACCCUCGAGCAAAUGUGGGGCUUUUCCGUUGAAGCAGAACUUAUCGAAAAUUCUGAUCGGCAAGAUGAAUUAUGUUGUUACGUUAGCAGAGUCGAAGAUAAAAGUGUCGCGAUGCAAAACGGAAUUAUUAAAGGCGAUGAAAUCAUGGUGAUCAACGGUGCUAUAGUGAGCGAUUUAGACAUGAUGUAUUUGGAAAGCGUGCUGCAAGAAGAGUUUGGUCUUUGCAUGAUGAUGCGAUCGUCUCGAACCGAACCACCGGAUCUCACCGGCAUAAUGAGGGUUACCGAUGACAUAAUCGAAAGCUUGGUUUGUCCACCUCCACCUUCCGAUCCACCCGUUAUAAGCGAGGAAAUGAUUUCCGGUUUAAUCGUUCCGGCUCCUGGAUGGAGUAAGGAAAGCAUCGUGCAAGAGUGUACGUCGACGGCUCAUUUGGAAAAUGGUAAACAAACGUCUCGCACAAAUUCGUUUGAAAUUGAAAAUUUAUUGAAAACCGCGGAACAAGUGACAGGGAUCUGUCGAUCGCCCGGUGAGACUAGAAAAUCUAGUCCUACGGGAAGCGUUGUUAGUUCCCAUUCCCAAGCGUUAACGCCAAGUCGCCAAUUAAGCGAUGCUGAAAAACUGAAGAAAGUGAUUUUAGAAUUGGUCGAGACCGAACGCACUUACGUAAAGAAUUUAAACAACUUACUGGAGAAUUAUCUAGAGCCGCUUAAACGAGAAACUUUUCUAUCGAACGCUGAGAUAAACGCACUAUUUGGAAAUAUUCAAGAGAUCAUUACGUUUCAACGACAAUUUCUGCAAAAUCUCGAUCACGCGAUCGAAAUGGAAGCUGAUUUUCAUAACUUUGACCAUCCGAGUCAAUUUAAGGGUGUCCUGUUUUCCAUUGGAAGUGCCUUUUUGUACUACGUAAAUCACUUCAAGUUGUACAGCUCGUUUUGCGCGAGUCACUCUAAAGCGCAAAAAGUUUUACAUCCAAACGAAGGAAAUCAAGCUUUACAAGAGUUCCUGCAAGCUAGAAAUCCAAGGCAACAACACUCGUCGACGUUGGAGUCGUACUUGAUAAAACCUAUUCAAAGGAUAGUCAAGUAUCCUUUGCUUUUGCAACAGCUACGAAAUCUGACCGACGAGCGAAGCGAGGAACAUCAACACUUGAUCGAGGCUUUCAAGGGUAUGGAAAAAGUGGCAGAACACAUAAACGAGAUGCAAAGAAUUCACGAGGAAUACGGAGCUAUUUUCGAUCACUUAUUCAGACAACAUCAAAAAUCUUGUAAACAGCCGAUCGAUUUAAGUCCAGGAGAUUUGUUAUAUUACGGAGGCGUCGACUGGCUGAAUAUUUCCGAUUUUCUCGGUAAAAUCAAGAAAGGCUUGGAAUUGCACGCAAUGUGUUUUGUUUUCAAAUCGGCGGUAGUGUUUCUGUGCAAGGAGAGACUAAGGCAAAAGAAGAAGCUUAUGGGAGUUUCGACCAAAGCAAAUUCCAGCGAAGUCGAAAUAAUUCGCUACCAAGUGCUGAUUCCCGUGACAGAAGUACAAGUUAGAGCUAGUUCAGCCAAAGAUAUGGAAUCACAUUUUUUGUGGGAGUUGAUUCAUUUACGAAGUCAAUUACAAAGGAGAUCAGAGAAAGUGUACGUGCUUUCCAACAGCACUACAGAAUUUCGAAACGCAUUUUUGAGAACGAUUCGUCAAAUUAUUCGAGAAUCGGUACGAAACAUGAGCAUACCAUCGACCAGACAAAAUUUAAGCCAACCACCAAUGACUAUUUCACCGCGAAUGUCAACCGGCCACGUGGAGAAAUUUGAAAUACAGACAACGAGUCAAGGACAGAAUAAUGGUGGUGGGAACGGUGCUGGCACGGGUACCGGAAGUUUAUCGAAGAAAACGGUAAAACCGCAAUUACUAGCGACUUCGCAUAACGUGAAACGAAAAUAUAGUCAAUCGAAACAGACGAUGGAGCCGGAAAGUUCCGAAGAUAAGGAUGUGGAGGAAUCGAACACGGUGAAUCAGCAGCAAACCGUGUUUCGUUCCAGGAGCAAAACCAUAAGCGACACAUCCGGAGAAGUAAAAGUUGAAAUGGAUUCAGGAACAAAGUCCGAAGGCGAAGAAGACUCGCAAGCUUUUUUAGGUGAGAAGAAGGCGAACUUGGGUCGCACUCCGAAUCAUUUGACUUUGAGCACCACUUCAACAAUUUCAGCAGGAAGUACCGGUAGUCAAGCCAGAUUGAUCCAAUCUUCCCAUCAACCGGAAAAUUAUCAACCAAUUACCGUGAAAGAACUUGGUUCGCCAAUUUGGAAACCACGGGAACUACCUUCCUUAGGAGAGUCAACAACAUUGCCGCGUAAGGGUAAGUCGGCCAGCGAGUUUGGAGACAUAACGUCGUCCCAUAGCGCCUCCCGAAAGUCUCUGAUAGAAAUCAAUAAUUGUGCUCAACAAUCUAACUGUAAUAACCAUGUUUAAGUUAAAUAGAUGUUAAUCGAGUUAAGUUUAAAAAUGGUGAAAUAAACCAAGCAACUAUUCGAUUACCGUGUAAAAGACCAGCGCGCUUGCCGCCCACGCGGAACGUUUUAACGCUGUGUUUCCAUCCUUGUACUACUCUCGUUCUCACUCGUUUCGUCUUCCAAAAGCUACGAUAACAAACGUGGCACCCAUUAUCAUCCUCAUCAUUCUCAUCAUUCUCAUCAUUCUCAUCAUCAUUCUCAUCAUCAUUGAUCAACAUGAUCGUCGUCGUCGUCAUCAUCAUCAUCAUCAUCAUCAUCAUCAUCAUCAUCAUUACUACAAUUAUCAUCCCUGCUUUGUAUGUACAACGGGCGAUUCAAUUGUUUAACAGGAGAGAAAUUCGAAGAAGAAAAAGAACUUUGCUUUUAAUGGGAAACAGUUUCGACGAAGAGAAAGAGAGAGAACGUUUCUAUCAUUGCUACUGAAUGAUAUUGAACAAAGGAGAGAAUCGAAAGAAUGAUAUUUUCCUUGUGUCUGAAAAUACAUAUAUAGGUACUGUACGAAACGAAUAGACAGGCAGCGCGGCGGUACAACGUGGCUGUAGCACCGUAAUAUUAACGAUCGCCAAGUCGGGGUCUGCUCGUUCAACUAUUGUAGUAACUAUCUAUAACAAGAAAUAACGAUUCGUUUGUAACUGUAAGAGUAUGGAACAUCGAUGAAACAUUUCCGACGCGACGGACCGUCAUUCUACUUUUUAUGCCUACCAGUUACUCUUAUUAUUAUUAUUAUUAUUAUUAUUAUUAUUAUUAUUAUGAUUAUUAUGAUUAUUAUUAUUAUUAUUAUUAUUACCAUCAGUAUUGUUGUUGUUGUUGUUGAUGUUGUUACUGUUGUUGUUGUUAUUGUUAUUCCUAAUAUCUACUAUUACGUAAUAUUCGUACUAGAUUCAUUCGAAUUGUAUGGAAUCACGUUGCUUAAAAAUUCAUCAAAAAGUUAACUCUUUUCCUUCUUUUUUUUUUUUUUUUCUCUCAAUUUUUCUAAUUCAACGUUACUUUUUCUUGGCCUUUUCUUCUUUUUUCUGCGUGGACGGCAAUGCGAUGAUAAAACCUAAUAAACUCUGUACAUAAUGUAACAUUGAUAUUAUCAGUAAUGUCAUUAUUGUCGCCGUCGUCGUUAUUACCAUCAUCGUCACGAUCGUUCAAUAUCAUCGGCAGUCUUCUACCGUCAGUAUUCACAGUCCCUGAUAUAUCUAUUAUAUCAUUGCUCUGAUUGUCAAACUAUUGUUAUUUCCUAUUAUUUUCAUUAUCGUCUUUAUUGUUACCAUCGUGGUUAAUUAUUCCCGUGAUUGUCCGCUGGUGUUGUUAUUAUCGUUAUUAUCGUUAUUACUAUCGUCAUCAUUCUUGUCAUCUUCUUUCUGACAUCUUUGUCAUUUACGUAAUUGUUAUUACCAAGACCAUCUCGUUGUCGUUAUACUCCAUCUCGUUAUAUUCCAAUUAAAAUAUCGUUAUUAUUAUCAGCGAGAAAUCAACAGAAGGCAUACAUAUAACGUGUCGAAAAAUGGAACGACGACGCGACGUUACGAUUAAACUUAGCGAUAAUAUAAGAGUCUAAUUAAAUAAUUAAAUAAUUAAAUAAUUAAAUAAUUAAAUAAUUAAAUAAUUAUAUAAUUAAAUAAGAUAGUUUAUUUAAAAAAAAAAAAAAAAAAAAAGUUAUAUGCGUGCGUACAUGCAUGAAUAGUUACGAUGUUGACGAAUCGUUCUAUACCAUAAUAUGUAGACGCGUGGAUGUGUGCGUAUCUCUGUAUACGUGGUAACAGAGAGUAAUAGAGAUGCAUAGAUACGAUCUUCCACAUGUUCGCUGCGUUAAUCGCCUUUCGGACCCGAAUAUUCUCGUCGUUAUAGGAAAUUUUAUUUUUAACGUUGUUCAAAAUGCAACUAGUGAUCAGAAUGUUCGAGCCCUAAAGCGCGGCGGAAUCGAUUGUAUCCAUCGUACAUGUAGCGACAACGAUGAUGACAAUGACAAUGACAAUGACGAUGACGAUAAUGAUAACGAUGAGAAGCGAAAAAAGUAAGAGGAGAAGGCGGAGGACGAAGCGAAGAAAAAUGAAGAGGAAAGAAGAAAAUGCAACCGUUUCGUAUCGUGACGUUAGAGAAAAUGGGAGCGGUGAGACGAGUGUUCGUGUGGAAUAUCGUUUUGAUUGCGAGUAUCUAAUACAGCGGGAAUUAAGCGGGAUAUCUUCUCGAUUCGAAUAUCGCAUUGUUAACGAUCACUAAUAUAAGUAAAUACAAUAUUGACCGAUCAAUACCUGUAAAUUAGAAAACAGAAAGUAUAUCUAUAUCGAUGAUACCUAUAUCUAUGUAUACAUAUAUGUGUAUAUAUUCGUCUAUUUAUACAUAUGUAUAGACGAAUAUCUGCAGCAAGUAACGAAAUAACGUGUACCAUGUAUGUAUAUGCGCGCGUGCGUGCUUCUUUCUUUCUUUUUUUCUUUUUUACCGUUAUAGAUAUUUCCCUACAGCCCCUUACAAUUCUAUUACCUGCAAUACACAUAGAUGAAUCAAUCAAGUACUUAGUUAAGUAAGUACGGCCACGAUAAUUCGUUAGGGAAGAAGAAGAAGAAGAAGAAGAAGAAGAUUUGACGAGUCGUGAUGAGAGAAUUAAUCAAUUUCUUUCGAUUAGUUAACGACAUUGGUGUAUCAUCGAUACACCUUGAUCGACGGAAAUGGUGAAUAGGUGAAAUAGCUAAUCACCCGAAAGAAAGAAAGUUUACCUAUCCCUAUACCUAUUUAUCAAAAUCAUGAUCAAUCAGUUGUGCGCAAAGUUGCUCAGUUUUCUUACCACGUUUCCUGGAUAUUUGUACACGCGUGCGACUUAUACAAGUAGGCAAAUAUACACGUAUGUCAAAGAUGAUAUUCGCGCCUCGUUCGAAAUAAGUAGAGGAAAAGUUAGAAAUGUACGAGUUGAACGAUUUUCAUGAUAUCGAUACAUAUUAUACUUGUGCCCAGAUUGGAUAAUUUUGAAAAACCUAUCUAUCACCCGUAUAUUUAUUAGUUGAAAUACGUUUUAUCGUUCCAAUCUUGGAAAUAUCCGACAAUAUCGCAAUUGCUCUGUGCAGAAUUUUAUCAAGGAUUUUUUAUUGUUACAACAAGUUAAAUGGACGGAGGGGAGGGGAGGGGAGGGGAGGGGAGGGGAAAGGAAAAGAUUUAGAAGAAUUUCGAGACGAAAGAAACACGUUGAGGGUAAAAGUAAGAAAUCGGUGAUUACAAUAAAAUAGGGAAAUGAUAAAACGGAUACGUGUCGAUACGUUGAAUCGUGAAAUUUAAUCGACCUAUAUGUAUAUGUACAUGUAGAUAGACGCAGACGCGCGCAUAUACGGCAAAUAUGUAUGUAGUAAAAUAUCGAUUAACGUAUAAAAGCGAAAAAAGAAAUAACGAGGUAUACCCACUUACUGGUUACUAUAGAUGUCGCACGUGAGGAUUUAACAACUUACGAAGGACCUUUUGUUGCUCGAAUUAUUGCAUUGUCUACUACGUAUCCAUAUACACGUACACAUACAAGUAAGAUACGCGCAUCAACAUACUUAUUAACAUAGCGCUAGAAACAUAAAUAUGUGUAUGAAUGCGCGCGCUCGUGUGUAGAAAAGUUUUAUCGUAUAAAUUUUGUCGAGGCAUGCGUUCUCCGAGCAACAGUCGAUUAUAAUCAUUAUAAUAUCUUAUCAUUUCUUUGCAGUAGCAAGCUUCUCCUUUUUCGACGGUUGCGAAAUCGUUUCCUACGAAUUUCUUACAAUUUCUUCCUUUUCCCUACCUCUUUUAAUAUUCAUUUCAUUAAUCCAAAUGUACUGACAAUCAAGGAAAAAUUAACACUGAUAUCUUUCCUCUUUUAAUUAACUAACAGAGAGGGUAUAUUAUAUGUAUGUUGUUGGAAAAGUUUGAAAAGUUUGAAAAGGAAGGGACGACGACUCUAGCUCGGAGACGUAUCCCAAUAGUUGGCCUAGUGACGAGUUUCAUAUUUUUCGCCCCGGUCGCAGUGAAUCGUCGAAUGUUUAUCUCAUGUCUAUUAUAUUAUAAUUAUUGACACUCUCCAGAAAUUUUAUUGAUAUAAACUUUAUCGCUACCGUUGAACAUAAUAUACUUAAAUUAUGACAGUGACAACUUCGGUAACAAUUUACGGGCACUGAAUAUACCGAAAAAGGGAUGAAUCGAAGGAAAAAAAGUAAAAAAAAAAACGAAAAAAAUGAAUGGGAGAGUAAAAGAGACAGAGAGAAUGCGUGCGCGCGCGAGAAUGAAAGAAUGAGACGAAAGAAAAGGAAAGAAAAGGAAAGGAAAGGAAAGGAAAGAAAAGAAAAGAAAUUGAAAAAAUAAACCCUUUGCGUGUCCGUGAACACCGUGGAAAAAUUUUAGAUGGUUGAUAGAAUUCUAUGAUAUAAGCGGGAAUAGUAUAUAAAUUCGAAGAAAGAUGGGACAGAGUCUGCGAGGGUGGUGGGUUACGUUAAAACGAAACAAAGUUAUAAAAUAAAAUAACGAUGUAGUAUGUAACGAGUAUUUCCGUGUUAUUUUUUCCUUUCGUUGACAUCGCGUGUAACAGAUUGCGCGCUACAACUGUUGUCCGCAACCUAACCAACGUGCUCUCCUUUAUUUCUUUCGUCCAUUCUUUAAUUAAUAAUAAUAAUUACUUGUGUCAAACGCAUUGCGAUGAAAUUUCUGCUUUUAGUGUUAUUGUUCUUCGGUUUUGCGGAAAUGUUUAAGAGUAAUCGGUUUGUACAAUCAUUAAAAUGAUUCAUUAAAAUAUGAUUAUCUAAUA